UCCGUCGUGAACGCCAAGCAUUUCAACUUCAUAAUGUUGGCUUCCGGGACGAUUCCUACAAGAGAAGCAAUGUCAUACAAGUGUGAAAUUCCCCAGUUUCGCACUCCAAUACGAAUAUAUUAUGAGAAUCAGAACACCCGAAAGAUAUCAUAUGUUGAAUACCUGGACAUACAAAUAAAACCAGUGGGCUGCCCAGUUGGAAAAUACGGGUUACUUUGCCACAAAACCUGCAUCUGUAAGAACGGCGCCCGCUGCCACGGGUUUAACGGUGCCUGCAAAUGUCCGCCCGGUUGGAAAGGUGUGGCCUGUGACAUUCCCAAACAGGACGUCUCCGUCACGACGACACCUAGCGAUCCUCGCGAUAUCUACAUUUCCGCAAAUAUCACGUUUCAUUGCAAGGCACACCAUAUCGAGGUUAGGUCCGUGUCAAUAACCUUUCAAAAUGUGACAACGAAAGUUACAUUUGGUGUAAAUGAGACUGACUUUGAGGUUUCGAAAAUACAACCAACCAACAGUGGACCCUACACCUGCCAGGUCCGAGACACCCGGGGAAACACACUCAACACCACGUUUGUGCUCAAUGUUACCAACUGUGCUCCUGACACAAAAGGUGCUCGGUGUGAUGAAGUGUGUGGUUGCCUACAAGGUGCCAGCUGUGACCGUUGGGCUGGUUGUGUCUGUCCGCCGGGAUGGACAGGAAUCAGGUGUCAUACAAAAUGUCGCCAUGGCAAGUACGGUAAAGACUGUGAAAGGAACUGUACAUGUCAAAAUGGGGCGAGUUGUAGCUCUAGCGAUGGUACGUGUGAGUGCACCGACGGGUGGUACGGUAAGGAUUGUAGCAAACAGUGUAAAAACGGUCGGUUCGGUUGGAGAUGUCAGCAGAUUUGUACCUGUAAGAAUAACGCUACAUGUAGCAACGUGGAUGGCAGCUGCGCAUGUGUGACGCCAUGGACGGGGCCGGACUGUGACCAAUGGCAGACAAGCAGAGAUGAACCGCUGCUCGAAAUCCUGGUUUCACUAGGCUCCUUAGUCGUCCUUGUUGCCAUAGUGAUGGCAAUACUCUACAAAACGGGCAUUCUGGCUUGCUCCGCACCUGACACAGGCGAGGAGGACAAGAUACUUUUCGAACUGAGGAAAAUGGAGCAGGAUCUAGCACAGAGCCUACAGCCGGGCUGGCUGGGACGUUGGGAGAAGAAGAUCAAACAUCUUACUCCUGGUCCACUGAUAGGAGAAGGAAUGUUUGGACUAGUCAGAAAAGGAAAACUGCGCACAUUUGAGGGAGAGCUCGCCGUUGCCGCCAAGACAGUUCGCGUCGAGGACUCACAGUCCUACCGAGACUUCUACAGAGAAGCAGCCAUUUUGGUAGCUGUGCACCAAUGGCUCAUCACCACGUCUGCGGAUAAGUACAUUCUUUUGGAAUAUGCCUCCAAAGGAGAUAUCUUGGGUUUGCUACGACGAUUUGGGAACAUCAACGAGAAAGACCUACUUGGAAACAUUCUUGGCUACGCAGUCCACAUACCACGAGCCCUACAAGAGCUGGAACGCUUGAGAAUCGCCCAUCGUGACGUGGCUGCUCGCGACGUCCUCAUCACUGCCGAUGACGUGGCCAAGUUGGCUGACUUUGGACUGGCCAGAGAUGUCUACGCCACUACUCAGUAUGUCCGAUGCAACCGUCCAGGCGUUGACGAACUUCUUCCGCUGAAGUGGAUGGCGCUGGAGUCCAUCGAGAACGGCGAGUACACCUGUCAGAGUGACGUCUGGUCCUUCGGUGUGCUGCUGUGGGAGAUCGCCACGCUGGGGAAAGAUCCGUGCUACGAUGGCAGGAUGCAGCUGAGCUUUCUUCAGAUGGUGGGGAUUCUGAGGCAAGGAAUACGGUUGGAGAGGCCGCCGGGAUGUCCAGAGGACCUGUACCGACUGAUGAGGUCGUGUUGGCGCGACGUUCCAGAUACCAGACCGACUCCGGAAGGGAUAGAAGAGAGGCUGCUGCACUUGAGACGUGCACUGCUUCCACAUGACGUCAUUGAAAUGGAGACUGUGGUGUAG
Branchiostoma floridae (Florida lancelet) is the source of this 2043-nucleotide messenger RNA. RefSeq names its product tyrosine-protein kinase receptor Tie-1-like. Lineage: Eukaryota; Metazoa; Chordata; Leptocardii; Amphioxiformes; Branchiostomatidae. Gene Ontology annotation, molecular function: ATP binding; transmembrane receptor protein tyrosine kinase activity. Gene Ontology annotation, cellular component: signaling receptor complex. The record is from RefSeq and is a predicted model, not a curated record. The coding region runs from base 34 to 2043 and encodes 669 amino acids. The transcript has 2 exons. Gene Ontology annotation, biological process: protein phosphorylation; multicellular organism development; positive regulation of kinase activity.